Pichia membranifaciens NRRL Y-2026 is the source of this 822-nucleotide messenger RNA. RefSeq lists its product as hypothetical. NCBI's taxonomy places the organism in Eukaryota, Fungi, Ascomycota, Pichiomycetes, Pichiales, Pichiaceae. The transcript has a single exon. The record is from RefSeq and is a predicted model, not a curated record. Gene Ontology annotation, molecular function: translation initiation factor activity. The coding region runs from base 1 to 822 and encodes 273 amino acids. Gene Ontology annotation, cellular component: cytoplasm; eukaryotic translation initiation factor 3 complex.
AUGAAUUUUUUCCACCGUGUGUCAGACGACGAAGAUUUUGAUGUGCAGGUGAAACCCGCCGCCACCGCCCCGGUGUCAUGGGAAGACGAGGCCGAGGACGACGAGCCGGUGCUUGAGUCGUGGGACGUGGACAGCGACGAGGAGAGAGAGAAGAAGAAGAAGCAGGCGGACGAGCUGGCUGCCCGGAAAGCGGAGCAGAAGGCAAAGCUUGCAGCCAAGAAGGCCGGCAAGAAGGAGAAGACACUGCUUGAGAUCGACCUUGUGGAUGAAAAGACCCGGCGGGAGAUGCUCAAGGAGGCAGAGCUCAAUGCGGACUUGAACAACGCCGCAGACUUGUUUGCGGGCUUGGGUGUCGCCGACCACCCGCGUGCCCGGGCUGCCGCCGGGGCCGGUGAGCAGAAGAGCCUCACGCUGACGGAGGACACCCCGUUGACGGCGCACCCGCUGUUCCACCCGACAACUAAGCAGGACUACGAGAAGUUGAGAAAGAGCCUCGGCACGACGAUGAAGGAGUUGAGCGCCAGCUCGACCUUGUUCUACGCCAACGCGCUCGCCAUCGACUUGGCCAGAGACAUCUGUGAGCCGCUCACCGUCGAGCAAAUCCGCAAGGUCAUCUCCACCUUGAACGCCACCGUCACCCGCAAGAUCAAGGACGAGAGACAGAGCAGACUCUCCAAGACCGGCGGCACCUCUCUCGGUGGUGCCGGGAAGAAGAAGGUCAAGACCGCCGUCGUCAACAGCGGACCGGCCAGUUUCAAGAAGGACAACCUCGACGACUUCAUGGGCGGCGACGGAGACAUCAGUGAUGACGACUUCAUGUAG